This is a messenger RNA of Amphimedon queenslandica, 1433 nucleotides long. Its product is annotated as transcription factor AP-1-like. Gene Ontology annotation, biological process: regulation of transcription by RNA polymerase II; regulation of cell population proliferation; regulation of cell cycle. Bases 108 to 1142 code for a protein of 344 amino acids. Gene Ontology annotation, molecular function: transcription factor binding; DNA-binding transcription factor activity, RNA polymerase II-specific; RNA polymerase II cis-regulatory region sequence-specific DNA binding. The transcript has a single exon. The record is from RefSeq and is a predicted model, not a curated record. Gene Ontology annotation, cellular component: transcription regulator complex. Lineage: Eukaryota; Metazoa; Porifera; Demospongiae; Haplosclerida; Niphatidae.
AAUUAGUAGUUUAUCUCAACGUUCGCUAAAGAGAAGAAAAGAAAGCCUACUUGUCUUUUUUGUCAGUCUAUCUCGAAGGAUUUGCAUUACAUAAAACAGCUAUAACUAUGAUGGCGCUUUUGCAAGAACACAGUCUCUACGAUGACAACACUCCCUCUGUCUCCUCUACGUCUUCAUCGUCCUCUGGCGUCUUGCCAUACGAGAAACAGAUCCCAGUCGGAGUUGGCUCAAACAUGUACCUGGACUUGAAGAGUCAGAAGCAUCAGGUCCUCUCUACCCCAGACGUCUCUGUAUUUGCUCUCUCUACCCCAGAGGUCCACAACUUGCUCUCAUCCUCAACAUCAACUUCAGUCACAUCCUCACUCCACCGUUCACCCUCCCGUCACUACCCUACCCAUCCGGGCCACCCAAUCACAAUGGAGCAAGAGUAUUAUGCCAAGGGGUUCCUGGAUCGAUUCGAGGCCCUCCAAGCUGGUGAUGUUCACAAGCCCCUCCACCCAUCCCACACCACCCUCUCCGAUAACUCCAUGUAUUCCUCGUAUGCUCCCGGCUCAAACCCAUCCCUAGAGGCCGUUGCUCCAACGUACGUCACCGCCACACUCGAUCAUAUCCCUAAUUUUUCGAUGACGACGCAAACGACCUCCGAAAGCACCACUUCCUAUCCGGUGUCCUCGCAGCACGAUGUGUAUUACUCAGAUGCUUACUCUCUCCCUUCUUACCCACGUCACGAGGGAGCCCUAAUGGGAGGAUUCCCGAUGAUGGCCUCAGCAGGAGGUGUGGCGGUCUCCGCUCAACCUAUGUACUCUGUCAUGGAGCCUCAUGUCGUUGGUCACGACGUCUUGAAAGAGAUGUCCAUGGUCCCUGACCUACAGACACAGGAGCAAAUGAAAGUGGAGAGGAAGAAGGCAAGGAACAGGAUCGCAGCAUCAAAAUGUCGCACAAGACGCCUACAAAGAGAGUCUGAUCUCGAGAGCAAAGUGAAAAUCCUCAAAGAUCACAACAAGGAGUUAAAUGAUGAAGUCAGUGGACUAAAGAAGCAGAUAUCAAGCUUGAAGAAAGCUUUGUCCCAGCACGCUAGCACUGGAUGUCAGAUUAAUAUCUCGCCGAGUUCUCUACCAGGCCAUUCAGGGAGCAACGCAUAAUCUCGUCUUGUGUUUGUCUGUCAAAGUGGAAUUUUAAAACUGUUUAGCUCUUGCAUUUCUUUCUAUAUCUCUCUCGUUUUAAUUUUGUACACCACUGAAACCUUUUCCUUUCUUUCUCUUUCGCCCUCGAUAACUCGAAAGCAGUUGAUUGCUUUCAAUCGAAUUUAUUAUUUUUGUAUUCAGAACACAUGCAAUUAACACAACAAUAUUUGAAAUGUGUGUCAUUCAUUCCCUGUGAUAUAAUGACUUAAAAUUUUUUUGUAUAAUAAAAAAUUAUCAUUAUUUUCAUAA